Messenger RNA from Bufo bufo (common toad), 3919 nucleotides. RefSeq names its product 3-hydroxy-3-methylglutaryl-coenzyme A reductase. The transcript is spliced from 20 exons. Bases 188 to 2842 code for a protein of 884 amino acids. The record is from RefSeq and is a predicted model, not a curated record. Gene Ontology annotation, biological process: coenzyme A metabolic process; isoprenoid biosynthetic process; sterol biosynthetic process. Gene Ontology annotation, molecular function: NADP binding; hydroxymethylglutaryl-CoA reductase (NADPH) activity; protein binding. Gene Ontology annotation, cellular component: peroxisomal membrane; endoplasmic reticulum membrane. NCBI's taxonomy places the organism in Eukaryota, Metazoa, Chordata, Amphibia, Anura, Bufonidae.
GGGGAGGCUGUAGGCUUCUUCCUGUCAGGAAGCGAUGAGGUUACGGUUUGGUCGCUGCAAGGUCUGAGGGAACCAUGGACCGGAGGUGACCCCCAGGGAUCGCUAGUGAUCAGUAACAGCUCUGGACCGGGAGGGGGCGCUAGACGGCGAGCCAAUACUCUCCGCUCUGUCACCAGUAGCCGUGAAGAUGUUGUCCAGAUUGUUUCGUAUGCAUGGCCAGUUUGUGGCUUCCCAUCCCUGGGAGGUCAUCGUGGGUACGGUGACCAUCACCAUCUGCAUGAUGUCCAUGAACAUGUUCACAGGGAAUGAUAAGAUCUGCGGCUGGAACUAUGAGUGCCCCAAGUUUGAUGAAGAUGUACUAAGCAGCGACAUCAUCAUCUUAACCAUCACACGGUGCAUUGCCAUCCUCUACAUCUACUUUCAGUUUCAGAACCUCAGGCAGCUUGGAUCUAAAUACAUUUUAGGUAUUGCUGGCCUCUUCACCAUCUUUUCAAGCUUUGUCUUCAGCACAGUGGUCAUUCAUUUCCUGGAUAAAGAACUGACAGGCUUGAAUGAGGCUCUUCCUUUUUUCCUGCUGCUUAUUGAUCUCUCAAAGGCCAGUGCAUUAGCUAAAUUUGCCCUUAGCUCCAACUCACAGGACGAAGUUCGAGACAACAUUGCUCGUGGCAUGGCCAUCCUGGGGCCUACAUUCACCCUGGAUGCGCUUGUUGAAUGUCUAGUGAUUGGAGUGGGAACAAUGUCAGGCGUUCGCCAGUUGGAGAUAAUGUGCUGUUUUGGCUGCAUGUCCAUCCUAGCAAACUAUUUUGCCUUCAUGACGUUUUUCCCAGCCUGCGUGUCAUUGGUGCUGGAGCUUUCCAGGGAAAGCAGGGAGGGGCGUCCAAUCUGGCAGCUUACUCAGUUUGGAAAUGUGUUGGAAGAGGAGGAAGACAACAAGCCAAACCCUGUCACACAGAGAGUGAAGAUGAUCAUGUCCCUAGGUCUGGUCCUGGUCCACGCUCACAGUCGGUGGAUAAGUGAACCGUCCCCUCAGAACAGCACUGCCAUUUCAGAUCACACGAUUACCAUUGGCUUAGACGAUUCAAUGCCAAAAAGGAUUGAGCCCAACAUGCCUCUCUGGCAAUUCUAUCUGUCUAGGAUGAUCACCAUGGACAUCGAACAGGUCAUAACACUGGGUCUUGCGCUUCUUUUGGCAGUCAAGUACAUAUUUUUUGAGCAGACGGAGACCGAGUCUACCCUGUCCUUGAAGAACCCUAUCACCUCUCCAGUCACUGUGCAGAAGAAGCAGGUGGAGCAUUGCUGCAGAAUGGAAUCUGUGCCAGAAACAACCCCAAAAGAAUGUAAAGUAGAAGACGUUUCAUCAAAGGAAGAGAAAGAAGCGGUCAUAAAGCCAUUGCCACUUGAAAAUUCACCCAAAGCUAACUUUAUGCUGGGUGACUCCUCAUCGUCAGCUGAUUCAAGUGAAGAGGAAAAGGAAACAAACUUUGAUAUGCCAACAGAGCCCCGACCCAUUGAUGAAUGUCUUCGUAUCCUGAAAAACCCAGAGCAAGGCGCCCGGUACUUGAGUGAUGCGGAAGUGAUCAAGCUGGUGAAUGCUAAACACAUCCCAUCCUAUAAGCUGGAGUCCACGAUGGAGUCACCGGAGAGAGGAGUUGCUAUUCGCAGGCAAAUGCUGGCUCCCAAGCUGCCUCAGUCAACGGCCAUGUUGAACUUGCCUUACAAAAACUACAAUUACUCCUUGGUAAUGGGUGCAUGCUGUGAGAAUGUAAUAGGGUAUAUGCCAAUCCCUGUUGGUGUGGCAGGUCCUCUCCUCCUGAAUAAUAAAGAGUUUCAGGUUCCUAUGGCUACAACAGAAGGUUGCCUUGUGGCUAGCACCAACCGAGGCUGCAGAGCCAUAUUGCUGGGUGGAGGUGCCCACAGCCGUAUCCUUGCUGAUGGCAUGACUCGUGGACCAGUUGUCAGGUUGCCUUCUGCAUGCGAUGCUGCUGAAGUUAAGAACUGGCUUGACAGUCCUGAGGGUUUUAAAGUUAUAAAAGAUACCUUUGAUAGCACAAGCAGGUUUGCUCGUCUUGGGAGACUGCAGACCAGUGUCGCUGGACGAAAUCUUUAUAUUCGCUUCCAGUCCAAAACCGGAGAUGCUAUGGGGAUGAACAUGAUAUCGAAGGGCACUGAGAAGGCUCUUUCCAGAUUACAAGAAGAAUUUCCUGAGCUCCAUGUCCUUGCUGUUAGCGGUAACUACUGUACGGACAAGAAGCCAGCUGCAAUCAACUGGAUAGAGGGCAGAGGAAAAUCUGUUGUUUGUGAAGCUACUAUACCAGCAAAUGUGGUGCGAGAGCUACUGAAGACAUCUACAGCCGCCUUGGUUGAAGUGAACAUCAGCAAGAACUUGAUUGGCUCUGCAAUGGCUGGCAGUAUCGGAGGUUACAAUGCACAUGCGGCCAAUAUUGUGACUGCAAUUUACAUUGCCUGCGGACAGGAUGCCGCUCAAAAUGUUGGAAGCUCAAACUGCAUCACCCUGAUGGAGGCCACAGGUCCCACAAAUGAGGACUUGUACAUCAGCUGCACAAUGCCUUCUAUAGAGAUCGGAACAGUGGGAGGCGGGACCACCCUGGCCCCACAACAGGCUUGCCUACAAAUGCUAGGAGUCCAAGGAGCGAGCUCUGAAUACCCUGGCAAAAAUGCCUGUCAGCUUGCACAGAUUGUCUGUGGCACAGUAUUGGCAGGAGAGCUUUCCCUUAUGGCUGCCUUGGCAGCUGGACAUCUAGUCAAGAGCCACAUGGUCCACAACAGGUCCAAAAUUAACCUUCAAGACAUGCCAGGCACAUGCACGAAGAAAGCUGCAUGAUCCAUUACCUCCUGCAGCAAUUUCACUUGGAUCUUAGAUGGACCAUAGCGGGAAAUCUAAGGAAAAGAGCAGAAUAUUUUACGGAAACGUUCUAUAAUGUACAGGUGUUUUGUCACCAGUGGGAAAAGAAAGUUGUGCAGGCAACAUGAGAAGAAGACUUAAGCCAGCCUCAACCUGUGUUAAAUGAAGCUCUAUGUGCCUCAUGUCCGCUUUGUUAAGUCUUAAAGGGUCCAGUAAUCACUGUUGGCGAUGUGUUUGCUGCUGAGGCAAAAGCCAAAUCAAUGGAGAGCUUGGAUCUCAUUUUGUUUGCUUUUCUGCUCACAAUGAACCUUUCUUUAAAGGGGUAUUCUCAGCGUGGUCAUUUAUAGCAUAUCCACACAUAUGCCAUAUAUUUCUGAUAGAUGUGGGUCCUGCCCUGUCUCCAUGUCCUGACUGCUGUGGACGGAGAGGUGGCGGCACAUCCUUGGCGCUCUGCAGUCUUUUCUAUGCGAGUUCCAAGUACAGCCAAGCAAGUGUGUGGUGACAUUUAUUCUGUGCAUAUGCCAUAAAUGUGUAAGAUAAGAAUACCUCCUUAACUUUGAAUGUUUCCUUUUUAUGUAAUCAAAAUGCUGUUUGUAAUAUACCUUUUGUUUUAGUUGAAAAAAAAUAAUAAUUUAUUUGUUGUUGGUCUAGCUUCAGCUCCAGUUUUAUGAGAUUUCAGAUUUCAGAAAGGAAGAUGAAAUGUAGGAAAGCAUCAGAUCAUGUAACCUGUUAUAUGACGCCAGGUCUCUAAUCUGUCUAUCUCCAGCUGUGGUGGCAGGGCAUGCUGGGAGUUGUGAUUCCACUUUAGCUGAAGUACAUGGGUUGGAGAGCAAUGAUAUACACUAGUAAAAAAACAACGGGUCCCUAUGACUGCAUGUACUUGCAUAGCCAUUUUUCUUUACAAUCGAAAUAAGCACAGAAGUUACUUCCAGCCAUACAUAUGCUGUUCGACAGAUCGUCAGCGGUGUUUAAAAUGUGAGUUUUCUUAUAAAAAAUCUUUUACUAUCCAGGCCUAUUUUUUAAUUCCGCCUAAUUUGUUCCUGCAGAUGCUACUGA